Molecule: messenger RNA, 510 nt
Organism: Fragaria vesca subsp. vesca
Lineage: Eukaryota; Viridiplantae; Streptophyta; Magnoliopsida; Rosales; Rosaceae
Product: basic form of pathogenesis-related protein 1-like
Exons: 1
Coding region: 1-510 (169 amino acids)
Source: RefSeq, a predicted model, not a curated record
AUGGAGUUGUGUAAGCUUUCAUCGGUCCUCAUUUCUCUCGUAGCCUUAUUAUCCCUACUCCAUUCCCUUUACGCGCAGGACUCAAUCCAAGACUACCUGAACAGCCACAACUUUGCUCGGUUGGCGGUCGGUAACGUUCCGAUGGAGUGGGAUCCUGAACUAGAGCGUUUUGCCCAAGACUAUGCCUCAAAGCACGUCCAUGACUGCCAACUUGUCCACUCCGGUCAUAAGUACGGUGAAAACCUUGCCAUGAGCUGGGGUGAGAUGUUCGGCUUAGAUGCUGUGAGUAUGUGGGUAGGGGAGAAGCAGAACUACGAUUACGCCUCGAAUUCUUGCGUCGGCGGCGAAUGCGGGCAUUAUUUGCAGGUCAUUUGGAACACCUCGACUCAUCUGGGUUGUGCCAAAGCGAGGUGCAAGAACGGGGGUACUUGGAUCGGCUGCAACUAUAACCCCCCUCCAAGUGGGGAUAGGCCUUACAACCCCCCGCCAAGUGAGGAGAGCCUUUACUAA